Drosophila ficusphila is the source of this 1224-nucleotide messenger RNA. Its product is annotated as SAP30-binding protein. Lineage: Eukaryota; Metazoa; Arthropoda; Insecta; Diptera; Drosophilidae. The coding region runs from base 124 to 1098 and encodes 324 amino acids. The record is from RefSeq and is a predicted model, not a curated record. Gene Ontology annotation, biological process: regulation of DNA-templated transcription. Gene Ontology annotation, cellular component: nucleus. The transcript has 3 exons.
UACCAAAACAUUAUUCCUUCCUCCCUGGUGCGCAGCCAAGAAAACAAUAUUGAAGCCUAAUUUAUAAAAAUAAUAAAUAAAUUGAGAAGCUAAAGCUAUUUAAACCUUAAACACAACUAUAUAAUGGCCGCCCUCGCCAGCUUAACCGCCCAAUACACAGACUCCGAGAACGAAGGCGAUGCUAGUCCGGAUUCUCAGAAUUCAACGGCGUCCCAGGUAAUAAUUCCGCCCAAGAGACCUUCGCCAACGCCCACUAAACAGGAAGGUGAAACCAAGCAAACCAAAGAAAAGAAAAAGAAGCGGGCCAAAAAAGUGCGACGAUUGGUGAGCUACCAGGACGACACUUUGAUUUCCGAUGAGGACGAGGAUCGGGCAGCUGUGCCCUCCAGUGAAGAGGAGUCAACCAGUGAAGAAGAAAGCGAUAGCGCCAAUUCCCAGGGCGAAAAUAGUCCCAAACCCAAAGACAAAAGCAAUGCCGGAAAUGGCUCAAACGGGAACACUCCCAUGGAGGUGGACGAGGAGUCAGGUGAAUUUCCCUCCGAAGAACGUUCCGCUGAGAGCUACGAAAAGGAUCCCAAGUAUGCCAAGUACAAAUUUCAACUGCCACCAGAACCCAAGGGAAAACCAUCUGCGGAACUGGUGGCCAAGAUUACAAAAAUGUACACUAAGAUGCGGCAGUCAAAUAUGGACAUGAAUCGAGUGAUCCAGGACCGAAAGGAAUUCCGCAAUCCCAGCAUUUACGACAAACUUAUUAGCUUCUGCGAUAUCAACGAGUUCGGCACCAACUAUCCACCUGAAAUCUAUGAUCCCCUGCAGUGGGGCGAGGAAUCCUACUAUGAAUCUUUGGCGGCAGUACAGAAAACGGAAAUGGUCAAGCGGCAGAAGGACCGCAAGGACAUGGACAAGGUGGAGCAGGCCACAGCUUUGGCCAGAAAAGUCGAGGAGGAGGCCAAAAAGCGCAAAUCAAAAUGGGAUCAGCCGGCUCCUUCAUCCACAGUUGUUAAACCCACUCUUCCAGCUCUGACCACAACGGUUACGGGCACCAAGGGCACCGUCAUCUCCGCCUUUGGAUCGCUGCCCAAAAAGCCAGCCGCUUAGUUUUGUAUAAACGAAACUUUUAAAGGGUAUUUUGCAAUCCUAAGGUUGAGAGUCCUGGUUUUUUUUUGCAUAAAAGAAGAAAUAUUAAAAUGAAGAAUUUAAAUACACGCACUCGAUAAAGGUAAA